Messenger RNA from Bursaphelenchus xylophilus (pine wood nematode), 369 nucleotides. NCBI's taxonomy places the organism in Eukaryota, Metazoa, Nematoda, Chromadorea, Rhabditida, Aphelenchoididae. The record is from the annotation of a GenBank genome assembly.
AUGCCAAAGAAAAUAAAAGCAGAAAGCGCUCACGAAGCCGCUGCUAGGGAAACAUCUGAUGAUGAAUACGAAGAAACAAUCGUGGUGGCCGAUCUGAACGGUGUCCUUGACGUUGAGAGUGUGUCCAAAGCCUUUACCAAUCGCAAUAUUUCUCUUCGCUUUGCCAAUACCGACAAGCCCUUAGUACAAGUGGGGCAGGCCGUCUUCGCUGGGGAAUGGAAUCAGACUCUCGGUUCUGAUAUGAUAUUUAUUCCCAAAGCCAAAAGCAAUGACCAAGAACAGAAGUACGAAUUCUUGGCCGCUUCCGCCACGCGUCUUUCUACUAACAAAGCCAUCGUGUCUUGUACAAACGAACAUAAAGAACAAUAA